Pochonia chlamydosporia 170 is the source of this 2571-nucleotide messenger RNA. Its product is annotated as serine/threonine protein kinase. Gene Ontology annotation, biological process: calcium ion transmembrane transport; intracellular calcium ion homeostasis. The coding region runs from base 1 to 2571 and encodes 856 amino acids. The record is from RefSeq and is a predicted model, not a curated record. Gene Ontology annotation, cellular component: membrane. Gene Ontology annotation, molecular function: calcium channel activity; calcium ion binding. NCBI's taxonomy places the organism in Eukaryota, Fungi, Ascomycota, Sordariomycetes, Hypocreales, Clavicipitaceae. The transcript has 3 exons.
AUGACCGACAAUGGCAUUCCCCUGACCACGGUCAGAAGCAAUGCCUCUACUACGGGCGCACGCAAGGCGAAUCCCGGAAACUCGACCUCGUAUGAUUCUACAUCGCAAAAUGGCUUCGAAAAGGCUCCGGGCGAGCUGCAUCACCGACAUGCUGGGCGUCGGCGGAAACAUGGCGAGGACAAAUUGGGUCGCAGAGGCACCGGCGGCUCUGAUGAGGUCAGCGUAAAUUUUCUCGGCAGACUUUACGCCAAGAUUGUCGGAUUUUCCGUCGUUACUCGCUAUAUGGUCUACGUUGUUCCUAUCGGAAUCCUCUUGGCUGUGCCCGUUCUCGUCUUUGCCUUUACGACUGCUGGAGAUGGCACCAGAGUCGGCGGCGAGGAUGGUCCCACUCUCUUCAACCUUUUUCUUUGGAUUGAGAUAUCUUGGUGCUCGCUCUGGAUAGCCAAGAUCGUUGCCUGGGUGCUCCCCAAGGUCUUCAUGUUCUUCUGCGGUAUUGUCAGCAUGGGUGUUCGAAAAUAUGCUACGGUGUUGAAGAAUCUGAGUAUUACUCUGUCAAUCUUCUUCUGGGCGCUGGCGACCUGGCUCACGUUCAAGGGUCUUUUCCGUGACCCAUUGAGCCAAAACGUUGGGUGGGUGACCAACCUUGAGCGAGUCCUCGGCGCAUUGUUUGUGUCGUUGGCUGUGCUGUUAAUCGAAAAGGCCUUUGUCCAGCUGAUUGGCGUGUCUUACCAUCAGCGCUCGUUUGCCAACAGAAUCAGGGCCUCCAAGCGUGAAAUUCAUCUGCUCGGAAUCCUCUACGACGCAUCGCGGGCUUUGUUCCCCAUGUACUGCGAGGAGUUUGCGGAGGAAGACUACAUCAUCAACGAUAGCAUCGAGAUGAUGUUGCGCGGAAAGAAGAGCAAGAUCAUUGGCGGAAACGGCGCCGCUACUCCUAUGAAGAUUAUUGGCGAUGUUGGCCGUUUUGGCGACAAGGUUACCUCAGUCGUUGGCCAUGUUGCCAAGGAGAUUACCGGAAAGCAAGUGUUCAACCCAAACUCGGCCCACUCCAUUGUCCUUGAGGCCCUCGAGAAGAAGCUCCCGUCCGAAGCCCUGGGCAGACGCAUCUGGAUGUCGUUUGUCCUCGAGGGCAAGGACGCACUCUACCUAGAAGAUUUCGAAGAGGUUCUUGGUCCCGCGUACAAGGACGAUGCUGAAGAAGCCUUUAAUAUGAUAGACUCAGACUUGAACGGCGACAUUAGUCUCGACGAGAUGGUUCGCAAGGUCGUUGAGAUGGGCACAGAGCGCAAGGCUAUUGGGGAGGGUAUGAAGGAUAUCGGUCAGGCCCUCCGAGUUUUCGAUAAGGUCUUGAUGUUUGUGGUCUUGUUGAUUACCAUUUUCAUUUUCCUUGCCUUUUUCAGGAGCAGCAUCGUCGCCACUAUAGCAACGGCUGGAACGGCGCUUCUCUCACUGUCUUUCGUCUUUGCUGUGACCACCCAGGAGUUCCUCGGUUCUUGCAUUUUCCUUUUUGUCAAGCAUCCUUAUGACGUGGGCGACAGGAUUGAAGUCGGUGGUACGCAGAUGCUGGUUGAGAGGAUCUCUCUGCUGUACACCGUCUUCACCAAGACUGCUCAGAACCAGAUUACUCAGGUGCCAAACAUUGUGCUGAAUAACCUUUGGAUCGAUAAUGUUUCUCGCAGCAAGGCCAUGACUGAAUCAUUCCAGGUUGAUGUUUCCUAUGAUACGUCGUUUGAAGACAUUGAGCUGCUUCGCAUCGAGAUGGAAAAGUUUGUCAGGCAUCCCGACAACUCUCGCGACUUCAAGCCCGACUUCACCAUCGGGGUUGGCGGCGUCAACAACCUCGACAAGCUUACGCUCGAAAUCUCCAUCCAGCACAAGUCCAACUGGCACAAUGGCGUCGUCCGCGCAACCCGCCGCUCCAAGUUUAUGUGCGCCUUGGCCCUUGCCCUCAAGAAGGUCCCCAUCUACGGCCCUGGCGGUGGUGCCGAGGCUUUGGGCGGACCUACUAACCCAACUUAUUCGGUUGCCGUGACGGACGCAUGGGCAACAAACAGCCGUGACAACGCUGCCAAGGAGAAGGACGCUGGCCGCAUGAUUCCCGCCCAGGUCGGCCAAACAGACGCCGAGGCUCGCGCUGCUGAGCAGAACGCCGCCGCGGAACUAAACGCCCGGUCACUGGCGGUGGAAACGGCGGGCAACUGGGACAUGCGCGACGACAGAUCCUUCACCUCUCGAUCCCCUUCGGACGACCCCCGACGGUCAAGAGAAAUUGACUCGAUGCGCAACGAUCUUCUUAAGAAGGAGAGUCAGCGCGGGCGCCGAAAAGCUGGUGAGGGCCUCCAAACACUCAGUCCCACGGAGACACACGGGACACACUCGGCACACAGCCCUCGCCUAGGGACCUUUGAUGAAGAAGCUCAGACUGGCAUUCCCCAGCGCUUCUACAGCGUCAGCCGUAGCCACGAGCCUGCCAUCCAGGAAGAUGAGCAGGGCCUUCACCCUUCGGCCUCUCAGCGCCACGGACAGGGCUUGUCUCACCAUCCUUCGCGGGGUCCUUCGCCGGCUCAUCGCUAA